GAAAACAUAAACCUCUCAAGUAACAAGUAGAGAGAGGUUGAAAAGAUUAAUGAGCAAGACCUUGGUGGGCGAUAGCAUCCAACCGUUAGAAGCAGAAAGAUCCCUCCCUUGUUUACCCCAAAUUAAACCAAGCCCAAAAAUGAAAAGUCCCAAGUUAAUAAAUCUCUUCAAUGUUUCAAAUUUUCUCUGAUUUUCUUUCCCUUUUAGAUCUCUUCUUGCUCCGGCUUAUCUCAUAAAAAAAAAACAUGCUGCCCAAAUAUACACAUGGGUUUUGGGUUGGACUAAAGGAAGAUCAAAGCAAGACAUGAAUUGGGAAAUUCUUGUUUUUUCCUUUUUCUUUACGUUUUAAGGUUGUUUUAGGGUUUCGAUAUGGCUACUACAGAAGCUUUAUAUUUGAUUCCUGCUUCUGUUCUGCGUAAUCUCUCUGAUAAGUUGUACGAGAAGCGCAAAAAUGCCGCACUUGAGUUGGAAGGGACAGUGAAGCAAUUGGCAGUAGCUGGUGAUCACGACAAGAUCACUGCAGUUAUCAAUUUGUUGACCCAGGAGUAUACAUAUUCCCCUCAGGCUAAUCACCGGAAAGGAGGGUUGAUCGGAUUGGCUGCUGUAACUGUUGGUUUGACUUCAGAAGCAGCUCAACAUCUUGAGCAAAUUGUGCCGCCAGUCUUAAAUUCCUUCUCGGAUCAAGAUAGCAGAGUUCGUUAUUAUGCAUGUGAAGCUCUGUAUAAUAUAGCAAAGGUCGUAAGAGGAGAUUUCAUUGUGUUCUUCAACCAGAUCUUUGAUGCGUUAUGUAAGCUUUCAGCAGACUCAGAUGCUAAUGUGCAAAGUGCUGCUCAUCUUUUAGAUAGGCUUGUGAAGGACAUUGUCACAGAGAGUGAUCAAUUCAGCAUUGAAGAAUUUAUUCCAUUGUUGAGAGAACGUAUGAAUGUCCUCAAUCCUUAUGUUCGCCAAUUUCUCGUUGGGUGGAUCACAGUUUUAGACAGUGUUCCAGAUAUAGAUAUGCUUGGUUUUCUUCCUGAUUUUCUUGAUGGAUUAUUUAAUAUGCUGAGUGAUAAUAGCCAUGAAAUUAGACAACAGGCUGAUUCUGCACUCUCUGAGUUUUUGCAAGAGAUUAAGAAUUCUCCAUCUGUAGAUUAUGGUCGCAUGGCAGAAAUACUGGUACAAAGGGCAGGCUCGCAGGAUGAAUUUACUCGGCUGACUGCUAUAACUUGGAUAAAUGAGUUUGUGAAACUUGGUGGAGAUCAGCUUGUGCCUUAUUAUGCUGACAUUCUGGGAGCAAUUUUGCCCUGUAUAUCUGAUAAGGAAGAGAAAAUAAGCGUUGUUGCUCGUGAAACAAAUGAAGAGCUUCGAGGAAUUGAGGCUGAUCCAGCCGAGGGAUUUGAUGUAGGAGCAAUCCUCUCCAUUGCUAGGAGGCAGAUGUCCAGUGAAUGGGAGGCAACACGUAUUGAAGCAUUGCAUUGGAUGUCAAUCCUGUUAAAUAGACAUCGCUCGGAGGUCUUAGUUUUUCUUAACGAUAUCCUUGAUACUCUUCUAAAGGCGCUAUCUGACCCCUCCGAUGAGGUAGUGCUUUUGGUGCUCGAGGUGCAUGCAUGUAUAGCUGAAGACCCUCAACACUUCUGCCAGCUUGUUGUGUUCCUGGUUCACAACUUUCAGCUUGAUCACUCACUCCUGGAAAAACGUGGAGCUUUGAUAAUUCGUCGGCUGUGUGUCCUUCUAGAUGCUGAAAGAGUUUACCGUGAACUGUCUACCAUACUUGAAGGGGAAUCAGAUUUGGAUUUUGCAUCUAUCAUGGUUCAGGCCUUAAACUUGAUUUUGCUUACUGCUUCUGAGUUGUCUGACCUUCGAGAUCUUCUUAAACAAUCGCUGGUCAAUGCUGAUGGGAAGAACUUUUUUCUUUCCUUGUAUGCAUCAUGGUGCCAUUCUCCAAUGGCAAUAAUUAGCCUCUGCCUGUUAGCUCAGGCAUAUCAACAUGCAAGUUCUGUUAUCCAUCUGUUGGUUGAGGAAGACAUCAAUGUGAAGUUCUUAGUCCAACUGGAUAAGUUGAUCCACCUUCUGGAAACUCCAACCUUUGCUUACCUUAGGCUGCAGCUUCUUGAACCUGGAAGAUACAUAUGGUUGUUAAAGGCUUUAUAUGGUCUGCUGAUGCUGCUACCCCAGCAAAGUGCAGCCUUUAAGAUUCUCCGCACUCGUUUGAAAACUGUGCCUUCAUACUCCUUCAAGGAAGAGAGUUUUCGGAGAACAGCUGGGAUUCCAUAUUCUCAAUUUAAUUAUGGGGCAGGAGGAGGGUCACAAAUCUUUGAGGAGGGAGACCUGAAUGAAAAUUCAAAUUCGCUCGACAUGCAUAAUGGGAUAAACUUUGCCUCAAAGCUGCAGCAGUUUCAGCAAAUUCAGAAGCAACAUCAUUUGCAUUCAAAGUCACAGACUCAAUCACGUUUUGUUUCCACUUCAUCUGCGAAGGAUGUACAAAUAGCAGAAGAAUCAAAGCGUCCUGCAGACUUGAGUAGGCCCCCUUCAAGAUCAUCUUGUAGAGGCUUGGGACAAUUGCAACUCUGACUCUGCUGAUUAUAUGGGUGAUCAUAGUAUUCUUGAAGUUGUAAAUUAUCCUAAUAGCAUGUGAGGGAAGAGAUGGGAGGGGGUAUUAAUUCAUAUUAUAUAUAUAUAUAUAUAUAUAUAUAUAUAUAUAUAUAUAUAUAUAUAUAUCCUAGCAAUCUCCUUUUUCUUUUCGAAGGAUAUUUAGGGAAGCAUUUUGUCUAUGUGGUUCUAUUAUUUUUGUUGAAUACCAUAUGGGCAAAACUUGUAGGUUUGUAGGAUAUAUAUAUGUUGUAUAUGAACAGUUCGUUUUAUUCAUUCUUCUUCUGUUAUUAUGGUUUUAAUAGAAAUAUUUAA
Molecule: messenger RNA, 2883 nt
Organism: Solanum dulcamara
Lineage: Eukaryota; Viridiplantae; Streptophyta; Magnoliopsida; Solanales; Solanaceae
Product: protein VAC14 homolog
Exons: 20
Coding region: 370-2550 (726 amino acids)
Biological process (GO): phosphatidylinositol biosynthetic process; positive regulation of kinase activity
Cellular component (GO): endosome membrane; PAS complex
Source: RefSeq, a predicted model, not a curated record